This is a messenger RNA of Phycomyces blakesleeanus NRRL 1555(-), 327 nucleotides long. RefSeq lists its product as hypothetical. The transcript has 6 exons. Bases 1 to 327 code for a protein of 108 amino acids. The record is from RefSeq and is a predicted model, not a curated record. Lineage: Eukaryota; Fungi; Mucoromycota; Mucoromycetes; Mucorales; Phycomycetaceae.
AUGAAGAAAGAAAGAACAAGUAUUCCUUCAGUCAAUUCUACUCCGGGAUCCAAAUUUGACAAGUUUCGAUGGGAACAACAUCAAAUAAAUAAAUUGUAUGGUACAGCGGAUAUAUCCUUUUAUGAUUAUGGGUCAAUCGAAGAUUAUCGGAUACGAGAUUGGUUAACCUCAAAUAUUGUCGUGGACCGAACUCUCGAAAAGCAUAGAAAUUUGGUAAAGAUAUUGGUUAAUAUCUUUGAUGGGAGUUGCUUACAUAUGUCAACUCAGAAAAGACUUAUGACUCAAGUGAACUAUGGAAUUUAUAAUAAAUUGAUUCUAAGCUUAUAG